UCGUCAUACACCGCGCAUGCUCGGAAUGCAUUGUUCUGUAAGAUAGUAGUAGAAACGAAAUGUUCUUCUGUUAUUUGAUUUAUGUUUUAAACGGUUGCGUCUUUUCCAGGCAUGUAUGAAAGUUUUGAGGUUACCGCGAAUGAAAACGAAUCCGGCGAGGUUCUAAAAAAUGGGAAGGAUUACGGUGCAGCCGAUUGCAAAAUGGAUACGAAACAGAAUGCAAAUCUUGUGUAUUCAGUGGACGAUGCUGUUAACAAAGUGGGUUAUGGAAAAUUUCAGCUGAAACUCACUUUAUUAGCGGGUCUCGGAUGGUUAGCCGAUGCCUUCGAAAUCUUCAUCUUAUCUAUUAUUGGAGAUUUCAUGGCCUGCGAUUGGACGUUAUUCCGGUGGCAAAUUGCUCUAUUGACAUCAAUCGUCUUUGCUGGCAUUAUGGUGGGAAGCCCUGUCUUGGGAGCCGUCGCAGAUGUCUACGGUAGGAAGCGGUCUCUUGCUGUGUCUUCUAUCCUCCUGUUCUUGUUUGGGGCAGUAAGUGCCGCGUCUCCUUCCUUCAUCUGGAUGGUAAUCUUCAGAUCAUGCAUGGGGUUCUCUCUGGGUGGUAUUGCGCAGGGAGUGACGUUAAACAGCGAGUACUGUCCUACUAAUGUUCGUGGAAGAGCUGGGUUCUUCAUAUGUUACUUUUGGUCUCUCGGAUCUCUCGGCGUUGUACUCUUGAUGUGGCUCGUAAUGGAAUUUAUUGGUAGUUGGAGAAUUCUUCUACUUUUUGCUUCUGUUCCUUGUCUCAUAGUGAUAAUGUCUUUAAAAUGGUAUCCAGAAAGUGCGAGGUUCUAUUUGGUGAGCGACCAAAGAGAACGAGCUGUGAAAAUUUUGGAAAUUAUGGCCACCACAAACUAUGAGGAGUUGCCCCCCGGUGAAUUGACGAAAGUGGGAUUGGAUUUCAAGAGAGGACGCCUCCAGGAUCUGCUUGGCAAAGAAUAUAGAAAAACUUCUCUACUCUUUUGGUAUAUAUGGUUUGCGACUGCCUUCAGUUAUUUUGGAAUAUGCCUUCUAAGUCCACUUAUUGUCCAGAAAGGGAGUUUAAUGACUGAUUAUGAAAAUGGAACCUUCAUGCAAAGUAUGACAGAUCCGGUUCCUUGUGCGACAUUCACCAGACAGAACUACAUUGAUAUGCUGUGGACCAGUGCAGCUGAAUUCCCAGGUUUAAUAGUUUUCACUUUCCUUGUUGAACACGUGCGUCGCAAGCUUCUCUUGAGCUCCGCUUGUGUCGCUAGUAGCUUGUCUAUCAUGCUGCUGCUUCUGAAAACGCAUAAAGCCAUUAUUCUCUCAUUCUUGUUCGCUGCUAGAGCUAUACUGUGUGCCAUCUUUCAACUCAACUACAUCAUGACAUCUGAGGCAUAUCCCACAACCAUUCGGGCAGUUGGAAUGGGAACGGGAACUGCAUUUUGCCGCUUAGGAGGGCUCAUUGUCCCUUACGUAGCACAAGUUUUGGUAAUCGAACAGCCAGUGGUUGCAAUUUGCUUGCUGGGUGGCUUGGUCUUGAUGGCUAGUGUAGCAGCAGCCUUUCUGCCCUUUGAAACAAAAGGAAUUGAGUUGAAGGAAUCCCACUCUGGAUAGUGAAAACGCAAAAGUGGAAUUACAAGCUUCAGACUCAAUGAUCCGAAGAAGCUGCUCAAAGUACACAUUUCUGAUGCCACCUGUUACUCUUUCAUAUCACAUUUGUUUGACUCUAUUUAUAGCAUUGCUUGUCAUAGUGACUGAGAAUGUGAUUCUUCUCUUGGGUUAUUGAUUUUCAUACUCAACAAAUUCAUAUUGUAUAAACAGAUAAUAUUUUCUUUCCCACAAGAUUUGCACGAUAUUUCUACAAAGGCUCAGAAAAGAAGUGUGAGAACUACUUGUUUAUUUUUUGUGGUAGAGAAUAUACAAAUCUAUAUAUUUAUUGUAACAAAAAUCCAAAUGAUUUUAAUAUUAUAUUUUUCAUAUUAAAUGGGUGUUUU
Molecule: messenger RNA, 1991 nt
Organism: Argiope bruennichi
Lineage: Eukaryota; Metazoa; Arthropoda; Arachnida; Araneae; Araneidae
Product: synaptic vesicle 2-related protein-like
Exons: 15
Coding region: 112-1611 (499 amino acids)
Biological process (GO): transmembrane transport
Cellular component (GO): membrane
Molecular function (GO): transmembrane transporter activity
Source: RefSeq, a predicted model, not a curated record